GAGAGAAGGUUGAACAUUCAAAGCUGAGGACAUUACAGAUCUCAACGACUGUUACAGACCGUCACACUAAUCUGUUUGUUCCCUUUAUGAUGAACACAGUAGUUAGGUCUUCCUUGGUUCUGCGUGCUAGAACACUGCCACUUUCAUUACCAACUACUAAAUCAAAUUUCAUUAAUUUAUCUCAAAGUUUUCGCCCCGUUCAUUCAAUUAGACAAUUUCAUAAAUCCAUCCAUGUCAUUUCAUUACCGGUAACAACCCGAAAGUCAUACAUUUAUCUUCAACAUAACUCGUCACUUCUUCUGAAGGCUCAGAUUAACUCGAUCCCCUGGGCUAUCAAACUUGAAAAUAAGGCCACCGGUCUUGCCACCAAGGCUUGGACUAAAUUAAAUGAAUCUAAUCUUCUGGUUAAUCGUAAGAUUGUUCAAUUUGUGAAAAAAUUACUAGAUACUAUUCCUUAUGAAGAAAAUUGUCUCAAGUCAUUCCCUUCACAAAGUUCGAUGAUUCGUGAAGUCAAUGAGGAAACUCUUGAUGAGUCUCUUGAAAAUGUAUCAAGUACUUCUACUUCCCUUCCACCGGCUGUACUUCCUCAUGAAAUUGAAACACAUAACAUUCCUCAUACUCAACUUAAACCAAUCCCAUUGUAUCAUCCAUCAUUCCAACGUCCAACUGUCAUUCUCAAUCAACUUCAUGACUUCCGAGAUGAAGCAAGGGCAAAACAUUUGAAAUAUGCUCUUUUAUGUGGGGUAGGUGUACCGCUUUCACUCCCCUUUGCCCUUUUACCGGUGGUUCCAAACGUUCCAGGACUUUAUCUUUCCUACCGUCUUUAUUGUAACAUCAAGGCUUUACUUGGUGUCAAGCAUUUAGACUAUUUAUUAGAAUCAACCGGAGAACAAAGUAAUCUUCAAAAUACAAACCAUAUUUCAUUUGAAACUGAAUCGAAAUUAGAUGAAAUCUACAAACUUGGGAACACUUCAAAGGAACUUCUUGUUAAUAGUGUCCAAGAAGAAGAACGCCUUGUUAUAACUCGUGAAAUCAUUGAAAAAUUGUGCCUGGAUUUAGACUUGGCCCAUUUGAAAGAAGAUCUUUACAAGGCUAUGCGUCAAGAAGGUCAUCGUUUAGGAAAGACGAUAAAAAUUACUGAAGAAGUUGAGUAGAAACCUACGUUGUACAUAAAUAGCCAAUACCAAAGUAAAUAUUUGUUUCUACCUUUAAAAAAAAUUAACUUCAUA
Messenger RNA from [Candida] anglica, 1229 nucleotides. The record is from the annotation of a GenBank genome assembly. NCBI's taxonomy places the organism in Eukaryota, Fungi, Ascomycota, Pichiomycetes, Serinales, Debaryomycetaceae.